AUGUGCGUUCUACCAUUGUUUGUAAUCGUCACAAUACUGGCAGUGUCAUAUGUUGUAGACACAAUAACCAAAGAUGAUGCAUCUUACAAUUACGCAAUAUUAGAUAACAAUGUGAAGGACGGCAAAGAGACAAACACAAUCACAACCGGCACUAUAAGGGCGAGCUAUGCACCACGAGGGAAUUCAUUUCACUCAAGACCACAACAUCCGGAUGCUGUGAACAAAAAAACAUGCAACCAAAACCGGACCCAGUCUUUCCCAUAUCUCAGCGGCAUACAUAGCAACCCAUCUGUAAAUAUUGACUUUAAAAGGGAAACGUUUGUUUACAAGAUCGACGUUGACUACCACAUCUUUACUGUUUCAAUUUGGUCGACAGCGGAAUAUUGUCACGCUGAAGGUUGGCUCGAUGGCAAAAGAGAAAAUAUAAGGGAAAGUUUUGUGAUUGGUCUGUCGAUGCCCUUAACAAUAAGAAUAUACGUGGUAGACACUGAUAUGGCUCGACAUAUGCAUUCUCGACUCUACUACACAUUGAUACUCACCCGGCGACCGCGUGGCCAACUUGGGAUGUUGCCCAGAAACGCCAAUCAUAGUGUGUGCCUUAUAAAACAAGAAUGUGACAAAAUGAUUUUCCCUGAUGAACCGUGUGGAUUGCAAGCGACUGGUCAUGGUUCAUGGAACACUUUUACAAGCCAGAGCGCCAAGCUACCGGAAUGUGAGUCUGCAAACAUACAGGGGAGUUGGCUGGUACCAUGUGUUCAGUGUUCUGAUGACGACAGUUGCUAUUGGAAACAGGCAAUGUGGCAGCCUUACGGUGAAAAAUGUAGCUAUCAUAUGCCUGUUAAGGAAGAGGUAGAAAGCAGCUACAAUGAUAAAAAUAUUCUUUUCCUUGGCGAUUCCACUCUUCGCGGGAUGAUGUACUAUAUACUUGAGUAUCUUAAUGGAAGCCUCACUGAUUGGGAAAUGUCCCAUGGGGCACUCCUAUACAAUAACAUAAACAGAGGACGCACAAAUAUGAGUUUUAUGUACUAUCCCGGCCUCGAUGAAGAUCCACCCACUAUCAAAACUGCUCUGAAAACAUUGAUAAAAUUGUCUCAACCAGUUAAGAAUUCUAGCAGUACUGUGCUAGUGGUGGGACGCUUUAAGGAUAUUGAUAAGAGGGACUUUCCGCUCCUGAUGUCGACGCUAAAAGAGCUGGGACUAACUGGGAUCAAGUUAGUCAUGAAGACAAUGGGUUUCAGCAGAUGCCAGGUAGAUGUGGCUGCUGCUGUUAAUACAAAUUCUGACCUUACGGCGAUCGCUCAGCGUUGCGGAUUUGAAAUCCUACAAGUUUUCCCUAUUAUCAUGCCAAUGUACAAAGAUGCAACUUAUGGUAACUGUGCAAUGCAUUACCACUUUAUCAGCAACAGAAAAGAGGGUCGAAAACUAGAAAACUACCAUGUCAACGGGAACGUCGUAGCAGCCUAUUCCAACAUGGAACGAUAUAACAAAUUUAAAGUCUUAAAAUCCACAAGGAACAAGGAAGAUACUACUACAUAUGAUGAAUUCCAAACUUUAGCAUUGAUUAGAAAUGUUACCAACAGCAAACAAAGAAAGAAAGUCACAAUCCCGUUAAGUGAGAGCUAUUCAACAGUGGAAAAUUCAUCUCACUCAAGUAUACAACGUUUUGUUGCUGUAAACAAAACAGAAACAAGUAAACAAGACCGAAAUCAAUCUUCCCCUUAUCUUGGGAAACAAACAAACAAAAUCACAAGCACUAUAUUGAAGAGCUAUUCACCAGAGAAAAAUGCAAAUUUCUCAAGUGCAGAACUUUCCAUUGAUGUGAACAAAACAAAAAUAAAAACUUGCAACCAAAAUCGAACUCAAUCUUUCCCUUAUCUGAGCGGCAUACACAGUGAUCCGCCUCUGGAUAUCGACUUUAAAAGAGGAAAGUUCGUUUAUAACAUCGAGCUUGAUUACCUUAUAUGGAUGGUUUCUGUCUGGUCGACUGCAGAAUAUUGUCACGCCGAAGGUUGGCUCGGCAAAACAAAGACUACAAGGAAAGUAUUUGUGGUUGGCAUCUCAAAGGCAACGAAAAUCCCCAUAUAUGUAGUAGACAUAGGCGUGGCUGAACCAAAUAAAGUUAAACCAGCUCAAUACACAUUGAUUCUUACUCGACGAAGUCGGGGUAAACGAGGGCGUUUUCCCAAAAAAGUUAAUCAUAACGUGUGUCUAAUGAGGCAGGAAUGUGACAAAAUGAUUUUUCCAAAAGAGCCAUGCGGACUGCAAGCAACUGGUAAUGACUCUUGGAACACGGUAAAGACACAGAACGCCAAACUACCAGAAUGUGAGUCUGGAAACGAACCAGGGGCUUGGUUGGUACCAUGUGCGGAUUGUUCUGAUGCUAACAGUUGCUAUUGGAAACAGGCAUUAUGGCAGCCUAACAAAUGCAGUCACCAUAGGCCAUCACUAAAGGCGGUACAACGUAGCUACGAUGGAAAAAAUAUUCUCUUCCUUGGGGACUCGACUCUACGUGGAAUAAUGUAUUAUAUGAUGGAAUAUAUCAAUGGCAGUCUUACGGAAUGGGAGAUGUCUCAUGAAUCUCUUGUAUAUAACAACAUUAACAGAGGACGCACAAAUGUCAGUUUUCUCUACUAUCUCGGCCUUCAAAAAGAUCCGCCUCCUAUCAACGUAGCUCUAAAAACACUUGUGAACAUGUCUCAACCAGUUAAGAAUUCUAGCAGUACUGUGCUAGUUUUGGGACGCUUUAAAAGUUUUGAUAAGAGCGACUUUCCACUCCUGAUGUCCACGCUGAAAGAGCUGGGACUAACUGGGAUCAAGUUAGUUAUGAAGACAAUGGGUUCUAAUAGAUGUAAGAAAAUAGCUAAAGAUAUCACGAUUAAUGCUGAAACUACUACAAUUGCUCAACGUAAUGGGUUCGAAAUCUUACAAGUAUUUCCCAUCAUUUUGGGAAGGUACAAAGAUUUGACUUACGGCCGAUGUGCAUUACAUUACCACUUUAUAAACAACAUUAAAGAUGGUCGAAAACUAGAAACUUACCAUGUCAACGGUGAUGUCGUGGCAGCCUACUCCAACAUUUUUGUUACCAUGCUACAUAGGCAUUGGACAAGUUUAGAGCUAUAACAUCAAAGCAAAAGGACUCGAGUCAAUAGAAUUUCACAAAAUCACCUGGAGUGAUAUUGCAUUACAUUGCAAGAAGGUACAUACAGAUUCCAAAGGGACGUCACUGUGGUUAUCUAUCUUACAUGGAAACCUUAGUAUACAUGUACAGACCAUACUUGACAGAAGGGUGAAGUAAGAUCUCUGUUCUGUACAUUAAGUUAACAAUCAAUGUACUUCUACAUGGAAAUUUGAAAUCAUUUUUUUAAAUAAAAAAAAAUAUAUAAAAAAGAGUUUU
This is a messenger RNA of Owenia fusiformis, 3394 nucleotides long. NCBI's taxonomy places the organism in Eukaryota, Metazoa, Annelida, Polychaeta, Sabellida, Oweniidae. The record is from the annotation of a GenBank genome assembly.